This is a messenger RNA of Rhipicephalus sanguineus (brown dog tick), 2388 nucleotides long. RefSeq names its product WD repeat-containing protein 44. The transcript is spliced from 18 exons. Lineage: Eukaryota; Metazoa; Arthropoda; Arachnida; Ixodida; Ixodidae. Gene Ontology annotation, molecular function: protein binding. The record is from RefSeq and is a predicted model, not a curated record. The coding region runs from base 169 to 2334 and encodes 721 amino acids.
GCCCACUAGCUGCGCAAAGUGCAAACAUGGUUGUCUGUUGCAAAGCUAUGCUGCUGCGGGCGCGUGAUGUCUUUUUCGUGUAGUGGUUUCGUUGUAAGGGGAGAAACGUCUACGUUUUCUUCGUCAGAUGUAGAUUAGCCUGCACAGACGCUUCGCGAGUGCGUGUAAAUGGCCUCCGACAGUGACGACUCGGAGGAAUUCUUCGAUGCCGUCUCAAGUCCGAUUCGGUCUACCGAAAACAAGGAUGCUGCCGAGCAAGAUGGCAAGCGUUCCUCGCAGGCAGAAAUGGAAAAGGCAGUUGAGGAGGCAAGCCGCAAAGCCCAGGAGGCUGAGCGGCGGCAGCAGCAGAUUGAGGAGAUGCGGCGCCGUAUGCUGUACGAGGACGAGGAACCGGGAUUCUCUUCAGAGCAGAGCUCUGCCGAAGGGCUUUACCUACAGCAACAUGAUCGUGUGCUCGCAGAGGACUACAGGGGUGCCGAGCCGGACCUGGUAGCCAGCACCAAGGAGGGUCCCCAGCCGCCCCCACGUCGUCGUCGGGGGCAGGCCUCCAGUACCAGCGGAAGCGGCGAUGCAACUCCACGUGGCUUGCCACGCAGUCCUGCGCCAUCUAUCGCGGAGUUCUCGAUGGACCUGCCAAGUGCAUGCAGGGGGCAAUAUGUCGUCAAGCCCCAGGAUGAUGAACGCGACCGUGGGAACCCACGGAGUCCAGAGUCACGUGUAGAAGGAAGCCUGCGCCAACUGAACAUAAUGAUGCGCACCCGCUCCGAUUCUGGCCGGCCACUCACCGACAAGGAAAUCCUUGACCAAGUGGAGGUGCUUAAUUUGGACACGGGCGAGAAAGUGCCCCUGAGUGUGGCCGAGGAGCGCCUUCCACGCUGUCUCAACCCACUGGCCCUGCACAUCAUGCGCAUCACGUCCGAGUACGUCGGGCAUUCGGAUGUGGGCCCUGCCUCGGACGAGGAGAGCCCUAGACCACCGGGUGACUCCACGGAUAGUCUUCGCCGCAGAGCGGGCCGUCUAACGAGAAUGCUUGGCCGGAAAGUGGGCCAGAAGGUGGGUCAGACGGUGACCCGAAUCAAGUCUGCAGCUGAUGAAAGGCUUCGACCAAGUGAAGAAGAAGGAAGUGAGGAGGAAACACUCAAGGUCAAGACCAGCCACCGGAACCCGCCCGAGUUUGACUCUGUUCGUCUUGUCCAGGAAAUCGCCAAUGUGCACACGGGUGCUGUGUGGACCAUGAAGUUUUCAGCUUGCGGACGCCUGCUGGCAACGGCUGGCCAGGACACCAUCCUGCGCAUUUGGGUCCUGAAGAGCGCCUUCCAGCUCUUCGAUGACAUGCGCAACAAGUACAGGCAGGAAACUACCAAGAAUGAGAGCACAGAAACAGCGGAUCCACCACCAGAAGAAGAGGAAGAAGGACCUUUCCGUUCCUUUUGCAAGUAUGCGGGACACACAGCCGACCUUUUGGACGUGUCAUGGUCACGGAACAACUUCAUCUUGUCAUCGUCCAUGGACAAGACUGUGAGGUUAUGGCACAUCAGUAGUCGCGACUGCCUGUGCUGCUUUCAGCAUGUUGACUUUGUCACGGCCAUUGCUUUCCACCCCCGGGACGACCGCUACUUUUUGAGUGGUUCCCUCGAUGGCAAGCUUAGACUUUGGAACAUUCCAGACAAGAAAGUUGCCCUCUGGAACGAGCUGGACGGCCAGACCAAGCUUAUAACGGCUGCCAACUUUUGCCAGAAGGGCAAGUUUGCCGUGGUCGGCUCCUACGAUGGGCGGUGCAUCUUUUAUAAUACGGAGCAGCUCAAGUACUACACCCAGAUUCACGUACGCUCGACGCGAGGAAAGAAUUCUCAGGGCCGCAAGAUCACUGGUAUUGAGCCCAUGCCCGGAGAAGACAAGAUUCUUGUGACCUCAAAUGACUCGCGCAUUCGUCUAUACGAUCUGCGGGACCUGUCGCUCUCGUGCAAGUACAAGGGAUACGUCAACCUCAGUAGUCAAAUCAAAGGGUCCUUCAGCCACGAUGGGAGGUACGUCAUCAGUGGCUCCGAGAACCAAUUUAUCUACAUCUGGAAAACCUACCACGACUACAAGUUUUCAUCAGCACGGCGGGACCGGAACACUUAUUGGGAAAGCAUAAAAGCUCACAAUGCUGUGGUGACGGCAGCAGUGUUUGCACCCAACCCAGACCUAGUUCUACAACAGCUAGACGAGAAAGAAACCACGGCGGCCCCAGAGAGUCCCGCUACGGGCAAUUAUGUGAUUAUCAGUGCGGACUUUGGUGGAACCAUCAAGGUGUUUGCUAGGCGCAGCCGUCCUAGGGCCAGCCUCCAUUGAGACAAAGAUAUAGGAGGGAGGCUUGUGUGAAUAAAAUGCAUGUUUUCACUUGUA